Messenger RNA from Rhizoctonia solani, 1248 nucleotides. Its product is annotated as MYND Zn-finger protein. The record is from RefSeq and is a predicted model, not a curated record. Bases 1 to 1248 code for a protein of 415 amino acids. The transcript is spliced from 9 exons. NCBI's taxonomy places the organism in Eukaryota, Fungi, Basidiomycota, Agaricomycetes, Cantharellales, Ceratobasidiaceae.
AUGUCAGACAACCUCUCGCCCGCCGAACUCGUACAGUUGGUCAAGAAAGACCCCAAAAGGGUCAUUGAAACAAUUAAGACACAGCCAUACGAUGAAUCUAUCUUCAGGGAUAUCCACGGUGCGGUCAUGCAGGUCCACCCAAGCUCAUCUGAAUGGAAGAUAUUACGAAACGCAAACUUUUACGAGUUCUACCAGACGGUAUUACUUUCAGACCAAUAUGAAAUAAGUUCGCCUACUUGGAUUCAAGUGGCCAAGCUUCAAGCGGACUAUUACAAGCGCGAUUUGAGUUCACACGGCAACAAUGCUGGUCCGAUUGAACAGAUGACAUUGCUCAUUAAUCGCGUCGAUACAAUUCGAAGAAUUGACGAGUUUGAUAUCAUUCGCAACAGUACUACCGAUCUCCCUAUGCUUCUUGAUAUCUCUCGCAUAACCGCCCUAGUGCCCGACCCAUUUAAAACCAACGCGGUGCACUUACUCCCGCCGGUCAACGAAAGUAGUGACAUACAAGCAAUCCAGUCCGCGUUCGUACGCGUGCUCGGGAUGCAGCGCAACACACUCGCCAAGAUACCCUAUCAGAAAUGGAUCUGGCUGAAGCUUGUGGGCGUUACACAAAUGGCAACGGAAUGGCCGUCCAUGGGCGACGACGCGCUGGAGAUCUUACUUGAUCUCGUUUGGGAAUCUAUUGGAGAUAGCUCCAAGGCAGGUCCCUCAGAUCGCAAGAAUUCGAUUGAACUUUUGGGGUGCACGUGCGGUGACCAAGAUGCCUACUCCCACAUCUUUUUCGAGAGGCAGGGCGAACACAUCUUCCCGAUGCUUUCCCGCCUAGUCCUGACCGAUACGAAGGUCUUCGCGAAUAUUACUGAAAAAGCCGCGACAUGCAAACGUCUCCAAGCAAGUAUGAAGCUCCAGAUGUCUCGCUGUCCUGAAAGCACCAAGAAACAGCUGCAGGAGCAAAUGAUGCCCAUUUUCUUGCCCGUGCUCUUUAAAUUGCGCUCACUCGCCAAUUCAAAUACAAAUAAUCCACAGACGAAGCUUGCGAGUGAUACCGCUAAAGCGUGGGCCGAAAUUGGUGAAUAUUCGAGAUUACCAGGAGAGUGCGUGCAGGACUUGAAGGACAAGAGUGGAGGUCUGACUGCGCUUGGAAUGAUGCGUUGCGCGCGUUGUAAGAAGAAGCAGUAUUGCGAUGAGCGUUGCCAGCAUAGGGACUGGACCGAGGGUAAGCACAAGGAAGAGUGCAAGCCUGCCUGA